AUGCAGACAAUCCCAGAAUUCACGGGGCCCCAAUUCCCCUUCUCCACAGAUCCUUACGCGGCCAAGGCCUAUGCUGAUGUGCACUAUACCCUCAACCUCGACCGUGACAUGCCGCCAGCCCUGAUCGCCUUUCCAAGGCAUGAAAAGGACGUCCGCACCGCCAUCAGGUACGCAAGGCAAAACGGAUACCGCAUCUCAGUCUUCACCGGCGGCCACUAUUACGAUGGUGGCGUCCACGCCCCAACAGCCCCAGACGUCCAGCUCAACCUCACCCUGACGUACGCGGGCCCGAAACAUAUUGGUCUCACGACAGUAGAGCAAUGGGUCCCAUACAGAACCAAGAAUCAGCUCUGGGUCGGUGUCAGCCAGAGUAUCGGAGAUAUCAACCGAAUUCUUCGUGAAGACGGCCGCUUCCUGCCUCACGGACAAUGCUCUGAUGUACAACUCGUCGGUCAUGGCCAGAGAGGCGGAGGGGGCCAACUCGGGCGGAGCUUUGGCCUGCUGGGAGAUCGCAUCCGGGCCAUCAGAAUACUCAACCACACCGGUGAAAGUGAAAUGAUCACCACGUGCGACCCGAAGGCCCACGCCAUCCUCGGAGGCGUUGCGGGAUCCUUUGGGGUCGUCACGCACUAUUCGUUCCAAGCCUUUGCCGACGAAGACUUCGACUUCCCUGACACAAACUCCCGGCCGCACGGCUUCAAAGGAGUCUGGCGAUACAAUCAGCCUGCGCUGAAACUGCUUCUGAACGAGGUGGCUACCAUGGCCGACGACUCAUCCUUGCCGCCGAACUUUGACCUUUCCGUCAACGUGUUCAGCGCCUCGUUCCCUAUGCUGCGGCUGAUACCAAAACUGAAGGACAACCCUCACAAUCCCAUCGAGAGCACAACCGGCGAACAGCCCGGUCACACGAACAGCACGUGGCCCGCUUGCAUCGUCGUGUUCGCGCAGUGGGUUCCUAUGAGCCGGGAGGAUAAGUAUACUGCCCAGGUCGAUGCAUGGUUCCAGAGAUUCCGUGACCUUACCACUGUCAAGAACUGCUGCAUCCACACUGAGGAACUCGUCCAACCCAUGUCGACGAUGACGGGCGAAUGGCUCUUUCGCGGAUCUCGCGAGUUCGACUUACCAUACAUCAGGCGCAUGUACUUGACCAAAUCGAGGGCGAUGGCGCAGAGCGGAUGGGUCGAGACAACCGCCCUCCAGAUCGACCGCAUCUUGGACACGUCGCGUGCUUCAAGCCUAUCGCAGAGCUGUUACCUCGCCGCCAAGAUCCAAUGCCUUGGUGGGAAUCUCACGCAACCUUCCGACGCCCAAUUUAGAGGUGAAUCCUGCGAGAAGAGAGACUGGACCGUCAGCCAAACGCUGGAUUGCUUCCACCCAGCCGACGAGCGAGGUGAAGCCACCGCCAACGAGUGGCAGUCUUGGAAUGACUUGGUUUUUUGUACCUUGGGCCAUGCCUUGCGUGGGCUCGAAAAGCGAGUGGUCUGGACCUUGUCCACUGAUUGGCAAAUGGAUAAGACCUGGUCUUACUACCGCCAAGUCGUCCAGACCAAGUACGAUGAGCACGUCACGAGGAAGCACCAGACCAAGUACAAGCCUGAGAAGCGGGCCAAGCAGCGGGCCAAGGGGCAGACCAAGCUGCCUGCUAUAUAUCCGAAGCAAAUCACGAACUCGGAGCAGGCCGAGCACCAAGACCAAGUUACGUCCCCACACCAAGCUAUGAACCAGGGGUCGGCUAUGUCUCAGGACGCUACCUUGUUGUCAGACCAGCCUACGUUGCAAAAGCGACCCGCGCUGCCGAAACAGCCCACAUUGCAAAAGCGGCCUAGGUUGCCUAAGCAGCCCGCACGGCGAGGACGGCCUGCAAUGCAGGGACAACCUACAUCCCAGGAACAGCCCAAGCUUCAUGAGGAGGCCAUUUACCCGGAGCAGCUCGUCUUCAAAAAGCCCGCCCUAAAUCCGGAACAGGCUAUGAUUUCAGAGCCCGCCAUACUCCAGGAAGCCGCCAUGUUCCAGCAGUUUGCCACGUUCCAGGACCCUGCCAUGUUCCAGGACUACCCCAUAUUCCAGGACUCCGCCAUGCCUCGGGAGUUCUCCAUGUACCAACAGCCCGUCACGUCCCACGACUGCGACAUGUCCCAGGAGCUCACCUUGGCUCAAGAAUACACCAUGAAACCGGACCUCAUCCAGGACCUCACCGCGAGCCAGACGCUCACCAUGUCCCAGGAGCCCAUCAUGAAUCAACAGCACACAAUAUUCCCAGAGCUUGCCAUAAAUACAUGGCCCUCCAUGAGUUCCCAGCUGUCCAACUACCAGAAGCAAAUGGAUGGCUACUACAAGGACUGCUGGGGCGUUGUGCCCGACCCGUACAGCUAUUACACUGCAUGGCAGCACCCGCAAAACCAGCCGUGGUGCGCGAUGAUGGCGACCGAGAGCUGA
Cladophialophora carrionii CBS 160.54 is the source of this 2436-nucleotide messenger RNA. RefSeq lists its product as uncharacterized. The record is from RefSeq and is a predicted model, not a curated record. Lineage: Eukaryota; Fungi; Ascomycota; Eurotiomycetes; Chaetothyriales; Herpotrichiellaceae. Gene Ontology annotation, molecular function: FAD binding. The transcript has a single exon. The coding region runs from base 1 to 2436 and encodes 811 amino acids.